AUGUUUUGCUUUACGAUUCUCGCCGCUGUUCUCAUUGCGACAAGCUUUGCUGCUGAAGAAGUUGCACCAUCCGUCGCACCAUCCGUCGCACCAUCAAAACUAGCCACGCCAUGUUCUCGCAGGAACCUAUACGCUAAGGUAGAGGGCCAGUGUGACGCCUAUCUAGAAUGCAUAGACUUCGUACCUGUUCAAAAGUCAUGCCCAGAUGGCCUUCACUACGACGCAAGCGUCCCUUGGCCCAACUACCCUUGUGGCUACCCCACUGACGUGCCUUGCAGAGACAGAAGUGUUGCUCAAGCCCCAAAGCCAACACCCGACUGCCCUCACCAGUACGGAUACUUCCCCUCCCCUAGCGCUCACCCAUCUGACUGCGGUCAGUACCGCAUGUGCAUAGCAGGCGUGGCCGUGGACAUGGUAUGCCCCACUGGGCUUGCUUUCAACUUCGAGACCAGCCGUUGUGACUGGGCCUUCCUUGUGAAGUCUUGUGACGUUGCAACAUUCCUUGGAUACCAAUGCCCUCCGCCCAGUUUUGACGAGAGUGGUAAUCCCGUUGUAACUAACCACAAGUACGAUGGUAACUGCUUUGCUUUCUACUCUUGCCAAGAGGGUCGUGCCCGCCUUCUCGCUUGCGACCCAGGUCUGGCCUUCGACCCUAUCACUAGCCACUGCGUGGAUGCUGACAGAGUGCCUUGUGAAACCGACAUCGCUGUUCCGCGAUCUUCUCAAUCUAAACCUUAA
Pieris macdunnoughi is the source of this 738-nucleotide messenger RNA. The record is from the annotation of a GenBank genome assembly. Lineage: Eukaryota; Metazoa; Arthropoda; Insecta; Lepidoptera; Pieridae.